Molecule: messenger RNA, 424 nt
Organism: Trifolium pratense (red clover)
Lineage: Eukaryota; Viridiplantae; Streptophyta; Magnoliopsida; Fabales; Fabaceae
Exons: 3
Coding region: 101-424 (107 amino acids)
Source: RefSeq, a predicted model, not a curated record
AUUCGGUCACUUGUCUCCAACUGUAUAUUAGUACUAUGAUAAUAUACGAAUUAUACAAAUUAAUAGUGUUAUAAGAAAUUAUUUUGGCCAGGCGCUGUUUAUGGAGGGAAUGCUGCAAAGUGGCAUAUUUUACGACAAUCCGAGCACACCUAGGCCACUGGUGUCGCAUUUUCACAUGUCUUUCCCCAGUGCCGCUGGUUCACAGGGCAUUAACUCGAAUGACUGUGCAGUCUUCGUCAUCCUUUGGAUGACAUCUGCAAAGGAGGAGGAAGGAUACAAAGUGGAGGUGGACAAUGGAUCCAGACUGCAGAUUGCGAUUGAUUUGGUGUUGGCGCCGUAUAAUAAACACAAGCCAAUCGUAAUGCAGAAUGCUGAAGAUUUCAAUGCGCGCAAGAAAAGAUCAUCAUUGCGUAAAGGGGUGUAA